UUCCAAGACAAGAAGAAGAAGAAGAACCUGCUAGCAGUUGGAGGUGAAGUCGUUGCGGAAAGACAUGCUGGAGUUAGAUUAACGUGCGUGUUAGUGGCGGUUAACCAACUUUAUUCUGUACGAUUUUUAUUCCCGUCACUUCGCUACGACCACAGGCUUCCGAUCGAGACUGCCGGAGUUGGGUUUUCUCGAAGCGGAGCUACGAAAAUCAACAGAGGAAGCAGCUAAGGAGCGAUGUCGUACUACUCAUCGUCCCGGAGCUCGUCUCGGGCCACCGACUGUAAAGUUUACGUGGGUGACCUUGGUAACGGCGCCGCCAAAGGGGAGCUGGAGCGGGCCUUCAGUUACUACGGGCCCCUGAGGACCGUGUGGGUGGCCAGGAACCCGCCCGGCUUCGCCUUCGUGGAGUUUGAGGAUCCCCGAGACGCAGAGGACGCGGUCAAAGGCAUGGACGGGAAGAUCCUUUGUGGCUCCCGUGUUCGUGUGGAGAUGUCCACCGGCCUGUCCAGGAAGGGCCGCGGGCGCCCCAGCCGCCGCCAGUUUGACCCCAACGACCGCUGCUACCAGUGCGGGGACCGGGGCCAUUACGCCUAUGACUGCUACCGUUACAGCAAGAGAGGCCGGCGCAGCAGCAGGUCCCGGUCCAGAUCCCGGUCCCGCUCACGGUCCAGGUCCCGCGGACGGCGCUACCGCUCUCACUCCCGCAGCCGUAGCCGCAGCUACAGCCGGAGCCGCCGCAGAUCACCGUCAUACUCCAGACGCAGAAGCAGGUCUGGCUCCCAGGCCCGGUCCAAGUCUAGGACUCCAGUGAGAAGCCGCUCCAGGUCCCGCUCUCGGUCCGGUUCUGCCCCCAGGGGGCGCUCUGCAUCUCGCUCCCGCUCUCGAUCCCCGUCGGCCAACCACAAGCGGGCCAGCGUGUGGUGGGAGCUGAGCACUGCACAGACACCGCCACUGAUCCCAGGCCCAGGGUCUGCCAGCUGGCGGUGUGCACAGCCUGCGGGAGGGUGACUUAAGCGCUGACCUGAGAUCAGCCUCCGCCGGCGUCUGACGUUAGACAGCGAGACAGAGGUCGACCUACCGACCGACCCCUCGCCCCUAGAGCCAGCCGGCCAGCCUUCAGAGCCGGGCUUUAAAAACCCGUUCCCCACCUACCAGAACCCCCCUACCUACCAGAGUUCUUCGCCUCGGUCUUAGCUUCUGAGCGUGAGACACAGAGCUGACGAGAGAUCAGACUUCAAGAGCGUCUCCGAGUUGUAGUCGUCCGUCCUUCAGUCCUUUGAUCCUUCGCUUCUCUGUACUUGUUGUUUCUGCCGCUGUCUCCAAAGGUAACCAACCCCCCACCCCCUGACUAAGCUCAUGUUGAUGGUGACAGAACAUGUUGAGCCGUUAAAAAGCGAGCAUGUGUGGCUGGAUGUGGGAGUGAGUGAGUGGACGUGUGAAUGUGUGUCAGGCUGACAGGCAGGAAGGAGGGCGUUAGCCGCCCGCCGCCACAGCUUCUCAUUCUGACAUGAAAUCUGUUAGCGCAGCUUAAAGGCGCCGCACGGUCGACCCAACUGCCCAGAUCAGCUCUCUGAUGCUGCUUUUACAUUAUCAAUGUGUCGAUGCUUUGAAAAUGUUGGAAAAAAAGAAAACAAUUUAACAGUAAAGCUGCAGAAUGUAACUUUUAUCAAAUGUUUUUUACAUAUUUGUUUAAACUCUCACCAGGUUGUGACAGUUUAAUAUGACACAGAUAAUCUGUGAAAACAUCGGUCUCCUUCCUGAGCUAACAGUGCUGCCUGAAGAAAUGCACCAAAAACAAAAAAAAUCUGAGCCAGGAGGAGGGGCUUAGCGCUGUCAGUCAACUCAUGUCCUCGCUGCUAAAUGUGCUAAUGGCGAAGAAAACAACAGGAAAACCAUUUAUCCGCUGUCUUUAGUGACUAUGCUGUGAAGGCUUCAGGAUUCACAACGGCUAUGCUAGCUGCAGUGCAGCAGAGAGCAAGGGAGCUUUUAGCGCCACACACAGGAUGAUUGACAGCGCUAAGACCCGCCUCCUGGCUUUGACUGGUUGUCUCUAGUUGUUACUGGGA
This is a messenger RNA of Xiphophorus maculatus (southern platyfish), 2066 nucleotides long. RefSeq names its product serine/arginine-rich splicing factor 7-like (gene srsf7a). The record is from RefSeq and is a predicted model, not a curated record. Gene Ontology annotation, molecular function: zinc ion binding; RNA binding. The coding region runs from base 235 to 1008 and encodes 257 amino acids. NCBI's taxonomy places the organism in Eukaryota, Metazoa, Chordata, Actinopteri, Cyprinodontiformes, Poeciliidae. The transcript is spliced from 8 exons. Gene Ontology annotation, cellular component: nuclear speck. Gene Ontology annotation, biological process: mRNA splicing, via spliceosome.